Molecule: messenger RNA, 2244 nt
Organism: Lingula anatina
Lineage: Eukaryota; Metazoa; Brachiopoda; Lingulata; Lingulida; Lingulidae
Product: sorting nexin-4-like
Biological process (GO): positive regulation of autophagosome assembly; protein transport
Cellular component (GO): plasma membrane; SNARE complex; early endosome membrane
Molecular function (GO): phosphatidylinositol-3-phosphate binding
Source: RefSeq, a predicted model, not a curated record
UCAAAAAAUGUCAGUGGGUACUAAAAGUCAAAGAUGGCCGACGAAGGGGAGAACGAAGUCUAUUCACAAGACAUAAUGGUGGAUAGCAAAGAGGAGGGAGAAGCAUUACCAAAGAGUGAACCUAAGAAAAACUUACUAAAAUGGAUGGAGAUCACAUUGUCAGAACCCGAGAGGCGUGUUGGGAUCUCCAUGAAGAUGCAGGAGACAUACAUGGUCUAUCUGAUAGAGACAAAAAUAACUGAUGAAACAGUAGAAGGUUAUGGUGAUCCACCUACUUCUAUAUGGAGAAGAUACAGUGAAUUUGAAAUGCUGAGAAACUACUUAGAAGUCAUGUACCCUUUUGUGGUUGUGCCUCCUCUACCAGAAAAGAAGGCCACAUUCACUUGGCAGAAGUCAACUACAGAUAAAUUUGAUCCAGAAUUUAUUGAGAGGAGAAGAGUCGGCUUAGAGAAUUUUGUUUUAAGAGUAGCAUCUCACCCAUUAAUGUCUCAAGAUGAAUUAUUCAGGGAUUUUCUCAAACAGGAAGAGGGGUGGAGAGAAAAACUAAUUGAAACUGGAUACCAAGCAAAGGGUGAUUCAAAACUGCGAACAUUGAGUGCUUCCUAUAGAAUUAAGAAGCCAGACUCCAGGUUUGAAGAAAUGAAGAGUUACAGCAAUGAGUUGCAGUCUCACAUUGGAAAUGUACUGAAAAUUAGAGCUAAAUUAUGUGACAGGCUGUAUGCAUAUCACAAAGUUAAUGCCAACUAUGGCCGUGUCUUCAGUGAGUGGAGUGCUCUGGAGAAAGAAAUGGCAGAUGGUUUACAAAGUGCUGGACAUUUUGUUGACGUGUAUGCUUCAUCCAUAGAUGCUCUGUUAGAGGAUGAAGAACAGUUUGCAGAUCAACUGAAGGAGUAUUAUGCUUUCUGUGAUGCUGUAAGGAAUGUCUGCAGGAGACAAGAGCUUGCUCAACUCAACAUGGAGAAAGCCGAGGAAAACUUAACUUAUAAAAGGAACCAGAGGGACCAGCUGGCAGAAGGCAAGACAUCAGGUUUGUCGUUGACUGGACUGAAGAGCAAGCUGUUUGGAGGAGACACGGCAGAGCAGAGAGAAGAGAAGCUGAAAGUUCUGGAUGAACAGAUCAAAGAAGCAGAGGCACAGGUCAAGACACAGACAGAGGAGGCAAGAGAAUUUGUUAAAGAUGCACUGCAGGAUUUGGAGCGGUUCCAGAGACAGAAGGUCAAGGACUUGAAGGAGAGUUUCACCAAUUAUGCCUUAUUUCAGAUUGAAAGAUGUAAAAAGGGCAUAGAAGUAUGGCAGAAAACAAGAGAGUGUUUCGAGAAGAUGUGAAUCACCAACCACUGUCAUUUAUUAAGCUAUGUUUGAUGAUGAGAUUGGACCAGUGAAAUAUCCAAAGACCAUUCCCAUAGCUUAUAUAUUAGUUUAUUGUCGGGAUGCAAGGCAGUUGUGUGGAAUAGACUCAUUGUGUCUUUUAUUUAUUUAUUUAUUUAUUUAUUUAUUUUUUGUGGAGUCAUGACAUACAGAUGUGAACUGUGUCUACCACCUUAAUGGUGUGAUGCACUUGAAUGAGUGGACAGAUAUGAUUAUGGAGAUACUAUUUACACAUUCCCUUGCCACAAGGUUAACUGUAAAAAGGUGACAUUUGCCAGUUCUUAAUGCCAUGCAAAAAAAUUUUUUUUUUCUGUAUUUGUAAAUCACUUUAUAUUACAAUAAUUGUAUUUUGAUUUGGAUAGAGAAGGAUGCUCAGAAGAAGAGAGUGCAGUAAAUUGGAUUUGUUCAUAUAUGGAGAAUAUUUAUGGUAUUAUUCAAUCUUGAAUAAUAAAUGUAUGUGUAGUUAAGAAAUGUUAAAAAAAGUGUAAAGAAAAGGGAAGGAGGUAUAUUUAUUGUUUAAAAGGGGGUCACUAACGAUAAUGACUCUAUUUUUUUCAAUGGGCAAAAAUUACAAUCAUUCAGAUACAUAAUUUUGAAAUCAUAGAUAUUUUAUUUCUAUGUAUAGUUUUCGUGGUGAUUUUAUGGUAUGGAAUAGCUCAGAAGGGCAGCCUGCUUUUCAGAAUUGUUGCUACCACUCAAUAGGUAUGUUCUUAUUUAAAGAAUUUGACUUGAAGAAAUACAACAUCUGAAAUAUUCGCAAUUUUUUCCAUGGAAAACAUCGAGUUAUUACCGUAAUGAGAACAAAAUUUGCCAGUUUUGGAACGUGCAAUCAUGUAGAGAUGUCUUACUGUAAAUAAAACAUCGGUGUUUUAAUCA